AUGAAUGAAAAUUUAACGUUGAGCUUAUUGGAAGAAGUUUUCAAUGAAGUUGAAACGACGACGACUGACGAUAAGGAUGGGAAAAAAGUCACGAAAGGUUUUUUAGAAGAUGUCGCAGAAUCCGAAAGGAAUUUGAUAUCGGGCGGCAAGAAAACAAAUGGGAAAAGUUUUGGGGAAAUUCAAACGGAAACGGAAACGGUUGAAAACAAAUUGACAAAGGAUGGAAGUGGUAGCCUCGUGCACGAUGUCGUCGUGUCAUUAGACAAUCGUAACAUAACUCGUUGA
Messenger RNA from Pediculus humanus corporis (human body louse), 285 nucleotides. RefSeq lists its product as uncharacterized. Bases 1 to 285 code for a protein of 94 amino acids. The transcript has 2 exons. The record is from RefSeq and is a predicted model, not a curated record. Lineage: Eukaryota; Metazoa; Arthropoda; Insecta; Psocodea; Pediculidae.